AUGGAGGACUUCCAGAGCAACAGAAGCAUCAACAACGGCGCGUGCGACACCGUGUGGGAGUGCGUGAUCCCGUACGUGAAGGACGCGCGUGACCGUGGCGCGGUGUCGCUCGUGUGCAAGCGCUGGUACAAGAUCGACGCCAUCACGCGCAAGCACGUCACCAUGGCGCUCUGCUACACCGCCGCCCCGCGGAGCUUGUCGCGGAGGUUCCCUCACCUCGAGUCGCUGAAGAUCAAGGGCAAGCCACGCGCCGCCAUGUUCAAUUUGAUCCCGGAGGACUGGGGUGGGUACGUCACGCCGUGGGUGGAGGAAAUCGUCACGUCCUUUCGGAGGAGUAUGAGGGUGCUUCACUUCCGGAGGAUGAUUGUCAAGGAUUCGGAUCUUGAGCAGUUGGCUGCCUCGGCUGGGAACGUUUUGGAAGUGUUGAGGCUGGAUAAGUGUUCGGGCUUCUCCACGGACGGUCUUUUGCAUGUCGGGCGCUUAUGCAGGAAUUUGAGGAUCUUAUUUUUGGAAGAGAGCUCAAUAAAAGAGAAUGAUGGACAAUGGUUGCAUGAGCUUGCUUCGAACAACACGGUUCUUGAAAAUUUGAACUUCUACAUGACUGAGCUCAUGGAAGUCAGUUCUAGAGACCUUAAAUUGAUCGCAAGAAAUUGUCCGUCUUUGGCCUCGAUGAAAAUUAGUGAGUGUGAUAUUUCACACCUCGUAGAUUUUUUCAGAACUGCUACUUCAUUGGAGGAGUUUGGUGGGGGCUCCUUUAGUGACCCCCCCGGACAGGUUGGUGAAGGUGUUUUCAAUGAUUUGGAAAGGUACAGUGGUGUUGUAUUCCCACCAAGAUUAUGCGGCUUGGCUCUCACUUAUCUGGGGAACACACAUAUGCCCAUUCUCUAUCCUGUUGCUUCAAGGCUUAGAAAGUUGGAUCUCCUUUAUGCUAUGCUGGACACUGAAGGCCUUUGUCUCUUGCUGCAACGAUGUCCUAACUUAGAAAUACUCGAGACGAGGAAUGUCAUUGGAGACCGAGGACUGGAAGUACUCGCCGAAUUCUGCAAGCGAAUGAAGCGUCUCCGGAUCGAGCGCGGGGCAGACGAGGAAGACAUCGAGGGGGUCGUGUCCCAGACAGGACUUAUUGCCUUAGCUCGUGGCUGCCUCGAGCUCGAGUACCUUGCCGUCUAUGUGUCCGACAUCACCAAUGCAUCCCUCGAAUGCAUCGGCGCGCACUCCACAAACCUGCGAGACUUCCGUCUCGUCCUCCUUGACCAUGAGGAGCAAAUUACCGAUCUGCCCCUAGACAAUGGGGUCCGGUCCCUCCUAAUGGGCUGCAGCAUGCUGAGACGGUUUGCCCUCUACCUCCGGCACGGCGGCCUGACCGAUGUGGGCCUGGGCUAUAUCGGCCGGUAUAGCCCCAAUGUGAGGUGGAUGCUGCUCGGGUUUGUGGGGGAGUCAGACGAGGGCCUGCUCGAGUUCUCGAGGGGGUGCCCGAGCCUGCAGAAGCUGGAAGUGAGGGGUUGCUGUUUUAGCGAGCGUGCCUUGGCUGAGGCGUCACUACAGCUGGCGAACCUGAGAUAUCUGUGGGUUCAGGGGUACCGAGGGUCCGGUGACGGGCGGGACCUGAUGAGCAUGGUGAGGCCGUACUGGAAUAUAGAGCUGAUACCCGCGAGGCAGGUUUAUGGUGAUGGCGGGAUGAUUGUGGCGGAGGACCCAGCGCACAUCCUGGCGUAUUACUCGCUUGCCGGCCAGAGGAUGGAUUUUCCGGCAAGCGUGAUACCGUUCAACCCGGAUAGGCUCUUCAGUGCCUAG
This is a messenger RNA of Striga hermonthica, 1794 nucleotides long. The record is from the annotation of a GenBank genome assembly. Lineage: Eukaryota; Viridiplantae; Streptophyta; Magnoliopsida; Lamiales; Orobanchaceae.